AUGCUCACAGUCACACCCUGGAUUCAGCAUAAUGCUCCCCAAAUUGACCCCGCGUGGGCGUUUGCCGAAGCCCAGCGCAAAAGGCAGAGAAAUAUUCCCGACCCUCCACCGCGGGUCCAUGGCCGAAAGGAGAAAUUCAAGUCUGUCAUGAAGGAUUUCUUCGCAACUACCAAGGACAGUCAGGCCAAAGAUAUAUUUGAGCACACUCAUACGUGGGAAGAAGUUCGUGCCGAGGCCCAGAAAGCGCUGGAGCUACGAUACCAGGAAAAUAGAAAAAAGAACUUUCUCCGAAGAUCAAUUCGAGUCAUGGGGGACGUCACCUCUCGAUUGGAAUUCUUGACAGCGCUGGUUCCCAGCGGAGACUACAUGGGUGUCCUAUGUGGAGGCCUCAAAUUGGUCUACAAUGCAGCAAACCGUAUGAGCACCAUUCGUGACCUCAUUCUAGGAUCUUUGGAUAGCUUGUCGCAGCCAAUCGAGGAUGUCUCUCCUUACUUGUAUACUUAUUCCUGGAGCGAGACCCUUCUGGAGAAGGCUCAUGACCUCUACAUAUGCAUCUUGGAUGCGAUCGAGGAAAUCACACAUUGGAUCACCAAGAAAAGAGGAGCUUUGCGAGGUAUGCUGGAAGUAGGAAAGGCAAUUGUACAGCAAGAUGACUAUGGAGCACACCUUGAAGCGGUUAUUAGUACUACUGUCACGGAGAAGGCAAAUGUGUUUGAAAAAGCCGUCAAGUCCUGCUUGAGCAUCGAAGUCCACGAUAUGGGUCAAAACGUGGUUCGGAUUGGCCAAGGACAGGAUGCAAUAAGAGGGGAUCUGAAGCCCCUGCUUCAAGCUGCAGCAUCUUGGGAAAGAUGUGAAUCUAUUCUACGAGAUUACAUGAGACAGAUACAACCAAUACUUGCAUACCAUGCCGCUAUGGCUUCUCAGGCCACUCGAGUAUCCAUCACAAUCGAGCAGCUUCUCACUGCUCUCCACGUGGCGAAUCCCUUACCUGAAUUCAAUAUUGUAAACCAAAUGAUCGGCAUCAUAGCCACUGAGAGAAGGAAGAUGUUACUUACCGGGGGAGCCUUAGGCGUUGGUGCGGAAGACCAGGUGACAGGUGUCCUGCGGGAUGUCCGGUUCCGCAACUGGCUGCAAGGAAUGUCUUCCCAAGUCCUCGCGGUCUCCAACAUGGAGCAGGAUAUUCUACAAGAGGGGCCUGCCUCGCCGCUAACCUACAUGUGCUCGGUACUAUUGAAAUCUCUCGCCCCAAGUGAGCCAGUGAUCCCAAUCGCCUUCUUCUGCCGCCAACACUGCAACACCCAGGAUAGCCAGACUGGAGUCUUAGAGAUGAUGAGAUCUCUAAUUGACCAAGUCAUUAUUACCCUCGCCGAAGCCAACAGUCUAGAUCUCAGCUUCCUGGGAGAGGAGCAUCUUCACACCAUCGCAAGGCAAGAUGUGACGAUCCUCUGCCACCUAUUUGCGGAAGUGGUCAAGCGUAUCCCAAGCGGGUUGGUGAUCUGCAUUAUCGAUGGUAUCGAUUUCCUUAGCAAUUCCAUCCACAUGCCUUGGCUAGAUGUGGUAAUGCGGUUUCUUCAUGAUCUCAUGGGGAUUGUGGUGCAAAGCCGGUCGAACCUGGUGUUCAAGAUAUUGGUUACCAGCCAUCGAGGGGCCAGUCUUGCUUCCCAUUGGUUUCCUUAUCGAGUGGAGUUGCCUAUGCACAGAAAUGAGAUGCUAAAUGGUAUUGGACUUGGUACGAGGGAGAUGCAGUCAAUCUUCUAA
This is a messenger RNA of Aspergillus vadensis CBS 113365, 1758 nucleotides long. RefSeq lists its product as uncharacterized. The record is from RefSeq and is a predicted model, not a curated record. Bases 1 to 1758 code for a protein of 585 amino acids. The transcript has 5 exons. Lineage: Eukaryota; Fungi; Ascomycota; Eurotiomycetes; Eurotiales; Aspergillaceae.